Pneumocystis carinii B80 is the source of this 1504-nucleotide messenger RNA. Its product is annotated as aspartyl/glutamyl-tRNA(Asn/Gln) amidotransferase, A subunit. Gene Ontology annotation, biological process: mitochondrial translation; glutaminyl-tRNAGln biosynthesis via transamidation. Gene Ontology annotation, cellular component: mitochondrion; glutamyl-tRNA(Gln) amidotransferase complex. Lineage: Eukaryota; Fungi; Ascomycota; Pneumocystomycetes; Pneumocystales; Pneumocystaceae. The record is from RefSeq and is a predicted model, not a curated record. The transcript has 8 exons. Gene Ontology annotation, molecular function: glutaminyl-tRNA synthase (glutamine-hydrolyzing) activity. Bases 46 to 1461 code for a protein of 471 amino acids.
AAGACAUAUUUUCCUUUAUUCCUUGGUUUAAAAUACCUAUAAUUGAUGAACCUUUUUAAAGAAGCAAAGUUUCAGCUUUCUCAGAUUAAUAAAUUAAAUGGAUAUUUAAAUGCCUUUAUUAGAUUGAAUAAAGAAAGCUAUAUUUUUGAAAGACUUAAUGAAUCAUGUAAGCGUUAUUCAGAAGGACGGGCACUUUCAUCUUUAGAUGGUAAAUUAGUUGCUAUUAAGGACAAUAUAUGUACAAAAGAUCUACAUACUACAUGUUCAUCAUAUAUGUUAAAGGACUAUAUUUCUCCAUAUGAAGCGACAGUUAUAACAAAAUUAAGAGAAGCAGGGGCAAUUAUUAUUGGGAAAACAAAUAUGGAUGAGUUUUCUAUUGGAGUUUCUACUAGUAAUCAACUUUUUGGUUCAACAUUAAAUCCAAUGGAUUUAAAAAUGCCUAGAUCACCAGGUGGUAGUUCUGGAGGAAGUGCAGCAGCAGUUUCAUCUGAUAUGUGUUAUAUUGCUUUAGGGACAGAUACAGGUGGAUCUGUUAGGCAACCAGCAUCAUAUUGCAAUUGUAUUGGAUUUAAACCAUCAUAUGGUCUUAUAUCUAGAUGGGGUGUAGUAACUUAUUCGAAUUCAUUAGAUACAGUAGGAAUUCUUGGCAAAAGUAUUAAAAGAAUAAGAGAAACAUUUAAUAUUUUAAAUAUAUAUGAUCCAAAUGAUCCUACAAGUUUACCUGCUCAUGAAAGGUUAAAGAUAAAACAAUUUAAUAAAAAUAAACAAAUAACUAUUGGAAUACCAUUGGACUUUAAUAUUUCAGAAAUUUCUCAAAAUUCAAGAGAUAUAUGGAAAAAAGCUAUUAAAUAUUUAGAAUCUAAAGGAUUUAAUAUAACAACUGUAAGAUUGCCAAAUAUAAAGUAUUCUCCUAUGAUCUAUAAUAUUAUUACAUCUGUAGAAGCAUCAUCAAAUCUUGCAAAGUAUAAUGGAUUAGUUUAUGGACAUUCAGCUAAUAUAGAUACAAAUGAAAAUAUAUUUCAAAAAACAAGAGAUGAGGGAUUUGGAGAUCAAGUUAAAAAAAAAAUUCUAAUAGGAACAUAUUUUUCAAUACAUAACAAUUACUUUAAAAGAGCUCAGAAAAUUCGUCGUCUUAUACUAAAUGAUUUUAACAAUGUUUUCAAUUCUUUUAAAAAAUAUUCAAAAACUAAACAAGAAAAUAAAGUAGAUAUAUUAAUAACUCCAACAACAAUUGGAUCAGCACCACUCAUUGAAAAUACACCUAAGGAAAUAUCUUUAUUAGAUCUAUAUCUAUCUGAUUUCUUUACUAUUUCAGCAAAUUUAUCAGGUAUACCUGCUAUAAGUAUACCAUUUUCAUAUGAUCAAAAUGGAUUACCCAUAGGUAUACAAUUAAUGGCUCAAUAUGGUUGCGAUGAUUUAUUACUUGAUGUAGCAGAAGUAUUUGAACUGAAAUCUUUAUAAUAAAUAAAAAUUAUUAAGAAAAUAUAAUUAAUUGAAAACUAAA